ACUAAAAUGGCGUCAAAAUGUUUUGUUUAAGAGUGUAUAUCUUGGUCAUAUUCGGGUGAUAAAGUCACAAAACAGAGAGUCUGAGUACUAGUCAGGUGACAGCGAUGAACUGAAUUGAGUGACAGGAGCGGCCGACCAAUCGUUAUUCGUUCUGGAAUCCGGACAGCGAAUCAGAAUCAAAAGGGGGCGGGGACAAAAGGAGAGAGGAAAUCCUAGGGAAAUGUGUGAGAUCACGCUCGGUGUUUCCGAGUAGCCUGGGCUUUAUUGACAAACUACACUCAUUGUGUCACGGUAGUUUGUGGCGCACACCGAACACGGGUGUGGUGACCGACAAGUGACGGGGGUAGGGGGGGUAAUAAAGAAGGGGGGAAGCUGUCAAAAUGUCGAUCCAGUACGAGGUGGAACAGCUGGCGGACAGCUACGGGGUGGCCGACUCCUUCCCCAAAGACUUCGGCUACGGAGAGGAGGAGGAGGCCGACAUCGAGGACAGCCCGGCGGCGUCCGACAGCAAGCCGAGGAUCCUGCUCAUGGGUCUGAGGAGAAGUGGGAAGUCCUCCAUACAGAAGGUGGUGUUCCACAAAAUGUCUCCCAAUGAGACGUUGUUCCUGGAGAGCACCAACAAGAUCUACAAGGACGACAUCUCCAGCAGCUCCUUUGUCAACUUCCAGAUUUGGGACUUCCCGGGUCAGGUGGACUUCUUCGACCCCACCUUCGACUACGAGAUGAUCUUCAGAGGAACCGGGGCUUUGAUAUUUGUCAUCGAUGCUCAGGAUGACUAUGUGGAGGCCCUGGGCAGGCUUCACCUCACUGUGUCUCGGGCCUACCGAGUCAAUCCAGAGAUCAACUUCGAGGUGUUCAUCCACAAAGUGGACGGCCUCUCAGACGAUCACAAGAUAGAAACCCAGAGAGACAUCCAUCAGAGGGCCAACGACGAUCUGGCAGACGCCAGCUUAGAAAAGCUGCAUCUCAGCUUUUACUUGACGAGUAUUUAUGACCACUCCAUCUUUGAGGCCUUCAGCAAAGUGGUGCAGAAGCUCAUCCCUCAGCUUCCCACGCUGGAGAACCUCCUAAACAUCUUCAUUUCGAAUUCAGGGAUAGAGAAGGCCUUUCUGUUCGAUGUGGUCAGUAAGAUCUACAUCGCCACAGACAGCUCUCCUGUGGACAUGCAGUCCUAUGAACUGUGCUGUGAUAUGAUCGACGUGGUCAUUGACGUCUCCUGCAUCUACGGUCUGAGGGAGGACGGCAGUGGCAGCGCCUACGACAAGGAGUCCAUGGCCAUCAUUAAGCUCAACAACACGACUGUGCUGUACCUGAAGGAGGUCACCAAGUUCCUGGCCCUUGUCUGCAUCCUGAGAGAAGAGAGCUUUGAGCGCAAAGGAUUAAUAGACUACAAUUUCCACUGUUUCCGGAAGGCCAUCCAUGAAGUAUUUGAGGUGGGCGUUUCCACCCCGCGUCCAACUGGCACCCAGGCGGUGGGCUCGCCCUGCACCAAGGCCGUGGCCCUGAACGGCACGCCACGCAACACUGUCUAAACACUGAUGUUUAGUAAAGCGAAACAAAAAAAAAGCAAAAAGACCGGAGAGGGAAGGACAGACGGAGAAGGGCCAGAGAGCCUGUAGAGGAGAGACUACUAAACCGGGGCUCACCGGCACACCAAUCCCAAUCCCUUUGCCCCCCCCCCACCACCACCCCCACCCCCAGCACCCAGUAACACCAAGUACUGUGAGACAGCACUGGAGCACACAGCGGGGUCAGGCUUCCCAAGCUGUGAUGGAAGGGAAAAAUUCAAGCAUUCGUUUCAAGUGAAUGCAAAGCACUGUGUUGGCUGUGAGGAAGUCAAAGAGAGUAGAACUGCACCUGGACAGGACAAAGGUUCAGGAGCUUUCUUUUUUGGAUUUCCUAUAGCGGUCAAAGGCUGCGACAAUAAGCUGCUGGUCUCUCUUAAUGAACAAUGUGAGGAGGGAAAAACAAACCCUUGUCGUCGACUCUUGCUCGCGGACAAACGGUGAUGUCAGUGUGCAGGAAUCUGUCUCGUGAAGAACCCCACCCGCGACCACUUCUGUGCUGAUUUAAAAAGAUGGUGGAUGUGAACUGCUAGUCCUAACCCACACAUGUUCAGAGAUGGCCUUAUGUAGAUAAAGCUUGUCUGCAAUGCAAGCUUUUCUCUCACCACCACUCACCUCACGCUACCUGAAUGCUGCCCAAAACUCGCUUUUUGGUUUCACUCGAGAAGGGAAAACAAGGUUUUGUGAGCAGACUGAAAAGGGAUUGUGCUGUCCAUCUGACUUGGUCUUUUGUGUGUGAAUGCAGGUAUAUAUAUAUAUAUAUGUAUGUGUGUGUGUGUGUGUGUCAAUGAAAGGUUUUAAUUAGAUUCGGGACCUUUUUACAGAAAGAGUUUAUGUUUCCUUCUCAAUAACAGCAGCUUAGCAUAUUUAAAUCUUUUCAAUCGGUGAAAGUAACGUUUCUGUGUGUGCUCCACUGAAAAUCAAACUUUUGAUUAAGUUUGUGAUAGUUUGUUUAGAAAAAACUAAAUUGUUUGGAAAUUGUCUUUGCAAAAGCACUGCCAAAAUGAUUUAGUGGCUCAGUCAAAAGUAAAACAAUUAAAGUAUGUCAUGAUGAAAACCUUGGUUUUUUUUCACCAUGUAAGAAAGAAAAGUAGUCGGUCGAGAUGCAGGACUGAUGCAGGGUUUCACACUCAACAUUGUCCGUCUGAGACAUUUUGGGAUGAUGAUGAUGAUAUGAACCGGUUGAAACGUGCAUGUUUUUUGUUUUUUUGUUUUUUUUCACCUACAAGAUCCAGCCCUGCCCAAAAAAUAAUGAACCCAUGUUGUGUAUUUAGUUUGGCUCUGUUCAGCUGGAUCCACAGAGGACAAAAUGUACCCAUUCCAAGCAUGCAUCCGUCGGUGUGUUGUCAACCUGUAUCCUGCUCAACCGUAACACUGCUCAUUGCAUUCAAAGGCGAGAGAGUGAAAAAUGAAGCUAACCAAGACAAUUAAACGCAUAAACAAGAAGGGUGGGCGGGAAAAGACCAAAAUUCUUUACUUUUGCCAUUACAGUGACACACGAUAUGUUCAUGCCUGCGUGUUUAUUUCAGGGGUGAGAUGUGGGAACUCUGGCUGCAUCUAAAGAAACAGGAACCUGAGUCACGAAGCACGACGUACAAGUCAUCUUUAUACAUUUGCUGAGUAAAACUCCCGUUAGACGUUUGCUUUGCCAGAUUUUAAGGUGUUUGGGGGAUUUUACUUAGCAGAAGUUAUUUUGAUAACUCCGUGAUUUCGCUUCUUGAAAACGGAGCUCUGAAUCUCCUCAACCUAGUCGUAAUCAGCCAGCAGAAAAUACACACUUGCACAUCGGAACUGUGAUGGAUGAUUGAUUUCAUGUAUUGUAAUGCUAUACUUAUGUGAAAUAAAUGAACAUUUAAAUUUUA
Anoplopoma fimbria (sablefish) is the source of this 3427-nucleotide messenger RNA. It is a transcript of the gene rragca, whose product is annotated as Ras-related GTP binding Ca. The record is from RefSeq and is a predicted model, not a curated record. The coding region runs from base 381 to 1532 and encodes 383 amino acids. Gene Ontology annotation, biological process: cellular response to amino acid stimulus; positive regulation of TOR signaling; regulation of autophagy. Lineage: Eukaryota; Metazoa; Chordata; Actinopteri; Perciformes; Anoplopomatidae. Gene Ontology annotation, molecular function: GTPase activity; GTP binding. The transcript has 7 exons. Gene Ontology annotation, cellular component: lysosome; Gtr1-Gtr2 GTPase complex; nucleus.